AUGUAUAGCCUCUCCAAUAUGGCUUUUGCCCGAACCAUGACCAUGCGCGCAGUUGUGUGCCCUAGUGCCCCCAUACCACCCUCGAAACUCGUCUACAAUGUGUCCCAUCCCACUCCUGCACCAAAACAAGGUCAUGUACUAAUUCGAGUGAAAGCUUUUGGCCUGAACAGGUCGGAAUUAUUCACUCGGCAAGGCCAUUCGCCUGGGAUAACAUUUCCUCGUGUGCUUGGAAUUGAGUGCGUUGGCCUGGUUGAGGACGCGGGUGGAGGCAGCUGGAACAAAGGCGACGUCGUAGCAGCUAUCAUGGGCGGCAUGGGACGUCAAUUCGACGGUGGAUAUGCGGAAUAUACACUCGUACCCAAGUCGGCCGUUUCUCAGCCAGUGCGGCUUCCUGAAGGCAUGAGCUGGGCAGAUUUUGCUGCCGUACCAGAGACAUUUCUCACAGCUUGGGGAACACUCGCUCAAUCCCUCAACCUCCAGCCGACGGACACUCUCCUCAUCCGCGGCGGUACAACAAGCGUCGGACUUGCCUGCUCCACGCUCGCCCGCUCCUCUCUCUUCAACUGCCAGAAGGUCAUCUCGACCACCCGUUCCCCCAGCAAAAUCAACGCCGUCGAAGCCGCUGGCGCCACCGACGUCAUUGUGGACAGAACGGGCGAGUCCAUUGCGGACCAGGUCAAGGCACUCACAGGCGGCGGUGGCGCUACCAAGUGCGUUGAGUUGGUUGGGGGGACGACGCUCGUGGAUUCGUGUAAGUCCUUGACACCGACAGGGGUUGUCUCCAUGAUUGGAUGCGUGUCCGGCGAGUGGACGUGCAAAGAAUUCGACCCGAUGAUGACGCUCGCUCCUUCCAAACACUUGACAAUGUUCGGUUCAGCCACCAUCGACGUCGCAAACGCUCCGAUCCAAUGGAUCGUAGAUGCUGCUUCUCGGGGCGAGCUCAAACUCAACCUAGACAAAGUGUUCAAGAUGGAGGAAGCUGGCGCGGCCCAUGAAUAUAUGGAAUCCAAUGCUGCGGCAGGGAAGGUCGUUUGUGUCGUCGACUGA
This is a messenger RNA of Pleurotus ostreatus (oyster mushroom), 1047 nucleotides long. RefSeq lists its product as uncharacterized. Gene Ontology annotation, molecular function: oxidoreductase activity. The transcript is spliced from 4 exons. The record is from RefSeq and is a predicted model, not a curated record. Bases 1 to 1047 code for a protein of 348 amino acids. NCBI's taxonomy places the organism in Eukaryota, Fungi, Basidiomycota, Agaricomycetes, Agaricales, Pleurotaceae.